Molecule: messenger RNA, 2046 nt
Organism: Aureobasidium pullulans EXF-150
Lineage: Eukaryota; Fungi; Ascomycota; Dothideomycetes; Dothideales; Saccotheciaceae
Exons: 4
Coding region: 1-2046 (681 amino acids)
Source: RefSeq, a predicted model, not a curated record
AUGGAUUCGAAACUUCAUACGAACUUUCCUCUUGGAAGCCAACAGAAGAUAAAUGCUUUGGACUCGCUACCAGAGCGGAAAUCUUGGUUCAAAUCUGGCUGGCGCGUAGGAGCUACAAGUGCGGCGGCACUGGCAACCCUGUCGCUCGCCCUCAAUCUCAUCGCUACGGUGUUUAUAUCCAAACACUCCAAAUUCACCGCCGGGAUAUCGAGUAUAUACACUGGUAACUGCGAAAUGGUUGAGAAAUACGAUACUUGGAUCCAUUUGGCCAUCAAUGUCGUCAGUACGGCGUUACUCUCCGGAUCCAAUUAUUGCAUGCAAGUGCUCUGCGCCCCAAAUCGGAAAGAGGUGGAUGAUGCACACGCUAGGAAAAGAUAUAUGGACAUUGGUGUUCCUAGUUCGCGGAACUUGACACUUAUCAGGAAGGAGAAGCUUUUGCUUUGGUGUCUGCUAGGCCUGAGCAGUUUGCCUUUGCAUUUGAUGUACAAUUCCAUGUUUUUUGGUUCGUUGAGCACUAAUGACUACAACAUCUAUUACGUUACGGAGGACUUCCUGACCGGAGCUGCGUACAAUCGUGUUGCUUUUCCGGACAAGAUCAAUGGCUUGGAUGAGGAUUACAUGGACACGAGUGCCAUGCAGCAAAGACUUCAGCAAAACAACGGCACAUGGCAAAAACUCAGCAAUGCAGAAUGUAUUUCUGCAUAUGCGGUGGAUACGCUCAGCGCGCACCGAGAUGUUGUUAUCGUCGUCGAACCACAAAACACAACGAGGAAAGGUUCAAUGGUGUCCAGAGAUCGCUAUCGCUUCAACUUCAACAGCGAAUUGGAGAUGGACUACUACAACCCCUACGAUUGGAUCUGUGUAGACCCCAUGCUGGCGGAGAAGUUCAUCGCGCAGGGUUGGAGCUUAUCCUACCGCUGUUAUCAGACCAUCCCACAACUCAAGAAAUUGCUGAUCAGUGGUCUCCUCGCUAUUACGACGCUCGAUAUUAUAUUCUGUAUGAGUUAUGUGGCUUGGGGCAUCAAAGACUCCCCGUUGAUAACUGUGGGUGAUGCGGUUGCUUCUUUUCUUCGACGAACAGAUAGUACGACAAGAGGUGCUUGUUUGAUAGACGGCACAUACUUCCAACAACACUGGCGCGACGACGGAGAUGACGAUCACGGCAUUUCCAGCACCGAAAGAGAAUACAUCCUGGGCAGCGAGCCCAUGGUCUUGGAGGGAAGAUCACGGCGUCUGAAGGAUGCAGCGAGUAAAGGCAGAUGGUUCAGUAUGGCUGGACUGCUUUCAGCCGCUCUGAUCAUCGUUGCGGGUCUGUUGGCAUACGGAAUUGAGCACCUCAAGACUUCUGAUAGGAGUAUGUCGGCGCUCUGGGCGAUGGGUUUCGGAACAGUACGUGAAGAAUCGCUAAUCGGUGGCUCGGGCUGGCAUAUGCCAUCUGUCACUGCAGCUGUCAUCGUGGCCAAUUUACCGCAAGUCAUGCUCUCGUUUCUUUACCUGCUGUUUAAUGGUCUUCUCACUGCCAUGCUCGCGGCGCGGGAGUGGAGCCAUUAUGCUCAAGAACGAAAGCCUCUGCGAGUAUCAACACCAAAAGGAAUGCAGCGAUCAACAUACUUCCUCUCGUUACCUUAUCGAUUUGCAGCUCCCCUCUUGGUCCUCUCGGGGGCUUUGCACUGGCUCGUCUCGCAGAGUCUUUUCUUGGCUAGCAUCACCACAGAGCUGCGUGAUGGAAGGACUUUAGCCGAGGAUCCCGUGUCGACAUGUGGCUAUAGUCCAAUAGCCAUGGUAUUGACGCUCUCUGUUGGUUGUUUGAUGCUUGUUGGCAUUGUUGGUGUCGGCUUUUGGAAAGUCUCCGCGGACUUACCGAUUGUUGGCAGCUGUAGCGCUGCCAUCUCAGCUGCGUGUCAUCCACCUCCAGGUCAGGAGAAUGCGCACUUGUUGCCGUUGCAGUGGGGCGUGAUACCUCGAGCAGACGGAGAUGAAGUUAGCCAUUGCUCAUUCUCCGCCGAGGAGGUUGAGGCUCCUGUCGUAGGUGCCAAGUAUGCAUGA